Trichoplusia ni (cabbage looper) is the source of this 2458-nucleotide messenger RNA. It is a transcript of the gene nmdyn-D7, whose product is annotated as nucleoside diphosphate kinase 7-like. Gene Ontology annotation, cellular component: centrosome. The record is from RefSeq and is a predicted model, not a curated record. Gene Ontology annotation, biological process: GTP biosynthetic process; UTP biosynthetic process; CTP biosynthetic process. The coding region runs from base 109 to 1254 and encodes 381 amino acids. The transcript has 7 exons. NCBI's taxonomy places the organism in Eukaryota, Metazoa, Arthropoda, Insecta, Lepidoptera, Noctuidae. Gene Ontology annotation, molecular function: nucleoside diphosphate kinase activity.
UGUUUGUGGAUACGUGAUGUUACUAAGAAUUCGUUGGAUUUGAUGUAUUAAUUUUAUUUGGAUAUUGGAGAAACGUUUGUCUAAAACAAUAGUUUAGAAAAAUAUAACAUGGAAGGAGCCUACAGUGACAAAUAUGCCUUUAUCGGAGAAUGGUAUGAUAAUCAAGCCAGUCUCAUUCGUCGGUUUAAUGUAUUUUAUUACCCUACCGACGACACGCUUGAGAUGUUUGACUUAAAAAGCCGAAAAACAUUCGUGAAAAGAGUAAAAGUGAAUGGUAUUACUUUAGAUAGUUUUUAUAUUGGAUGUACUGUAUAUAUUUUGGGGCGCCUAAUUAAGAUCGUGGAUUUUGCCUGUGAAAACACGAGAAAUAAAUUGCAGAAGGAUAUGCAAAUUACCUUUGCCAUGAUAAAACCAAUGGCCACUAAAACAGCUGGUAAAAUAGUAACUCAUUUCCAAGAUCAUGGUCUUCGAGUAUCCAAGAUGAAGAAAGCUCGCCUCUCAAUAGAAGAUAUUAAUUUUAUUUACCGGGCUCAAGUAACUGACCCUACUUUUCCUUUUUUACUUGACCAUCUUACUAAUCAAUUAGUUUAUGGCUUGGAACUGGUUGGGAGAGAUGCCGUGGAAGUGUGUCUUGAGACACUAGGUGUGAGGGAUCCUCUGAAGGCAGCACCCGGUACUAUCAGGGCCCUGUAUGGUAUAGAUCCUGUAAGGAACUGUGUACAUGCAGCCAGUAACAGAGAAGAUGCUGUGUUUGAUAUUGACUACUUCUUUCCUCCCCCACCAUUACGGUCCACACGUCUGAGGCUCACAGCGACCCUGUCUAACUGCACACUUUGCAUAGUCAAGCCUCAUGCGGUACGUGAAGGAAAACUCGGACUUGCGCUGGAAGCUAUUGAUGAAGGUGGAUUUGAAGUCACAGCACUAAACAUGUGUAUUGUCGAAAACAUCAAUGCAGCUGAGUUCUACGAAGUGUAUAAAGGAAUUGUGCCCGAAUAUAAGGGAAUGGUGGAGGAGUUAGCAAGUGGAGCGUGUGUAGCAAUGGAAAUAGUAUCUAAAGAUAAAACUUUGAACACAGCUGUUGAAUUUCGAAAACUUGUUGGCCCAGCAGACCCAGAAGUAGCGAGACUUCUACGUCCACACACUUUGAGGGCUAAACUUGGUAAAACAAAAGUUCAAAAUGCAAUCCAUUGCAGCGACCUGUCCGAAGACGGACUGUUGGAAGUAGAAUACUUCUUUAAGAUAUUAGACCUAUAAAAUAAGGCUGAUUUUUAUACUAAAUAUUGUUACUUAACAUGAAAUUACAGUGUGACUGUGUGAAAUACAAUGCUUCAAUAGAUUAUUAGGGUAAUUGAAUGAUAUUAUUAAUUAUAAUGAACUUUGCACAGUUUGCGCACACUAUGAAUAAAAGAGGUUUUUGCUAAACGGAUUUAGAAUUCGUUUGUGAUUAAAUUGUUAGUAUAUAAUUGCACAGAAGGGGAAAACUCGCUCGUGUAUACUUAAUCCACGAGAAAGUUUUUGAUACUUAAUUUUUAGAUAAUGCAAAGAUUACAAACAAAUAAUCGGUCCCUAAAAAUGCUUCCACAUCUUGCUUCCGUAGUUCUAGAAGAGCUCGAGAUUUCUCGAAGAUUCACUCAGCUUUUAUAGAAGAAGAAGUAGAUCAGUUCCGUCGUAAAUUGUCCGUUUAAUUGUUUUGUUGUGGAAGAUAGCUUAAAUGUAAUAAAUACUUUGUUUCAAACGAAGACUAGUCACUUAACAAAGGUUACGAGUUCUCAUAAUAUUGGCACCAGCUGUAACUUUAACCCAUUACAAUUAUGCUGUGUAUAAUGUGCUAUUCUGCAUUGUCCGCAUAUUUCUAUUACCUCGCUCUUAGAUGUUCCUCUGACGCCAGUACUAUGCGCUCUGUGAUGCGUUAUUGCCAGUGUGGAAGUGAGAUGCUGUUCGCAUUGUAUCGCGCCGUCUCGCUUGCACUUGUAGCAGAGCUCAUAGUAAGCGCGUUGUUCACAAUGUCACUCCUUAAGCCACGGCAACAUUGUUUAUUUAGGUGCAUUUAUUAUAUACUCAAACUAUUAUGUACGUGUCUUUGUGGACUUAUAAAAUAAUAUAGGUGUUUAUGCGGUUAUUAGACCCGUGUAGCCAAUAUCUGUGUUGUCAAUAACAUUAUUAGCUGUAUUAUUAUUGUCAAUAGUCAAUACUCAAUAGUUAUAACUGUAUAACGCUGUGUCAAACGUUUUAUAUCAAUAUAUUAGUUAUUUAUUUUACUUACAUUUAUUAUUUUAGGUUUAUGAUUGUUGCCGUGUGCGAAGUAGUGUAUGGCUAGAUCGAACUAUUCUUAUGGGUAUACAUGUCAGUGUGAGACCCGUCAGAAAAGUUCAAUAAACAAGACUGAUAUUAUUAAGCGGUUUAUAAAGCCAAUAUGAAACAUACUCACCAUGAUAUCAUAAUAAAAGUUUUCAGCUAA